UGGCCACGAGAGGAGUCUGGGAUGACUUCUACGCUGUAUGGUAACGGCCAAGCCAGAGAGGAUAACGGCUAUGAAAGGAGGAGGGAAGAUCUGGCGUCGCCGUCUGGCCAAGUGUCACCCCAUAGUCCCCUUGGCAGGAUCGCUCGUGCUGACGUCGUUUUUUGUGCUGGUCCUCAACAGACAUCCUAGCUUAAGCCAGAGAUCCACAAAUAACUCGAAAGAAGAACUACUGCAGGUGAGUUAUCCUGAACUUUUGCACCGCCUGCGAGGACCGCUGAGUGCCGAUGAUCCGCAGGUGGUGUCCGAGCUGUUUAGCCGCCAUCUGCGGCCCCCUUCGACAUUGCCUUACAACCUCACUGGCUCCUCCGCCCAAGGGAUAAGGAAGUUCAGCUGGCCGUUCAUUCAUAAAUAUGUGAAGCACUUCUUUGGCGAGCAGAAACACGGGUUCUUCGUGGAGGCCGGAGCUCUGAACGGGGAGCUGCUGUCCAACACCUUGUGGCUGGAGCGCAGCAACAACUGGACGGGGCUGCUGGUGGAGCCAACGACCGUGACCUUCCGCUACCUCGUCUGGAAGAGACGGCGCGCCUGGACCUCCAACACUUGCCUGUCAAUCACGACGUACCCGCGACAGGCGGUCUUCGAGGCGACGGCGCAGAAGAAGGGCGAAAUAGCCUAUCCUUGGUUCUACCGAGCAGAAAACUUCGAAAUCAACCCUGCAGGCGCUGGAAACUUCGACUGGCUGCUAGGAUCGUGGAGCCAAGAGUACACUGUGGCGCAGUGCUUUCCCCUGUGGUCGUACCUGCUCGCCCUCAACACGACAACGGUGGACUUCCUUUCUCUGGACACCCAGGGGGGCGAGCAGGACAUCCUGAAAACGAUUCCCUUCGAUAAAGUGAAAAUAAGGGCAAUGGUUGUCGAGCAUUACAUAAACAGACAGCAAGGCAAGUACGACCCGAGCUUCGUUAGCUACAUGGAAGGGGCCGGGUACCAUCUAGUAGACUGCGACGAGGACCCUAAUUACUUCUUUAUUCUCGAGAGUGAUGUAAAACUUUACCAGAAACUGAAGCUCUUAAAUGAUACUGACAUUGGUGUUUCUUGUAAGAAAAGACUAGCUUGACGAAAAAGAUAAUAGUGAAAAUGUAUAAUGUAUAUAAGGUAUACAUGUUUCUAAUCUCAGUGUGCUAAGAUCUGAAAAGGGUAUUAAUGAAUGAAUAAAUGAUCCUCGUGGAGGGAUUAUCAUGUAUUAAAUGUCUGUAUUUUAACAUAUUAAGGACCAGUAAAAUCACUUGUUACAUCAUUGUGGCUCCCGGCCAGCAUACCCUGUUGAUGCCAU
Penaeus indicus is the source of this 1333-nucleotide messenger RNA. RefSeq lists its product as uncharacterized. The record is from RefSeq and is a predicted model, not a curated record. Bases 38 to 1117 code for a protein of 359 amino acids. NCBI's taxonomy places the organism in Eukaryota, Metazoa, Arthropoda, Malacostraca, Decapoda, Penaeidae. The transcript has 3 exons.